Wasmannia auropunctata (little fire ant) is the source of this 2104-nucleotide messenger RNA. It is a transcript of the gene Nop56, whose product is annotated as nucleolar protein 56. The transcript has 3 exons. Gene Ontology annotation, molecular function: snoRNA binding. Bases 144 to 1637 code for a protein of 497 amino acids. Gene Ontology annotation, cellular component: small-subunit processome; box C/D methylation guide snoRNP complex. NCBI's taxonomy places the organism in Eukaryota, Metazoa, Arthropoda, Insecta, Hymenoptera, Formicidae. The record is from RefSeq and is a predicted model, not a curated record.
AACAUCACAUCCGGUCAACAUCCACUGCGACAGGCGACUGCACAGUGCACAUGGCCGAACCUCGCCAAGAGUUCACGUGUGUUGAAAUCUUUUACGACGCAGCGUACAGCGUAGAUAGAUAAAAAAUAUAUGGUUUUUUAAAAAUGACGAAGCUUUUUGUUCUAUUUGAACAUGCCGCUGGCUACGCCAUAUUUCGCGUUAAAGAGUUCGAACAAAUUGGAAUGCUGUUACCUCAGGUGGAACAGUCCGUAACGGACCUGGCGCGUUUUCGCAGCAUCGUAAGCCUCGUCGGAUUUUCACCCUUCAAGACAGCCUUGUCCGCUCUGGAAAAUAUCAACAGUAUCUCCGAGGGAAUCGUAACGGAGGAUCUGAGGCUCUUCCUGGAUUCCAGCUUCGGCGGAUUGACCAAGAAGGAAGUCGUGCUCGGUGUCGCGGAUCCCAAACUCGGUGCCAGCAUCACCGAGACCUUGGAGAUCAGGUGCGACCAUCUCAACGCCAUACCCGAAAUCACGAGGGGAUUAAGGCUCCACUUUCACAAUCUGGUGAAAGGCUUCACUUCCCAGAACUCCUCAAUCGCACAACUAGGCCUCGGUCACAGUUACUCGAGAGCGAAGGUCAAAUUCAAUGUGAACCGAGUGGACAACAUGAUUAUCCAAAGUAUAACCUUACUGGAUCAACUGGACAAGGAUAUCAACACGUUCAGCAUGCGUAUGCGAGAGUGGUACAGUUAUCACUACCCGGAACUUUCAAAGAUAGUCCCAGAGAAUUAUAUGUACGCAAAGGUCGCCCAGGUGAUAAAAGACAGGACACAACUAACGGAUGACAAGCUAGCGUUGUUGGAAGAAGUUGUCAUGGACAGAGCAAGAGCCGAGGCCAUCGUCAGCGGGGCCAAGUCGUCCAUGGGAAUGGACAUAAGUCCAAUUGAUCUGAUGAACGUCGAGAUCUUCGCUGGACGCGUCAUCGCGUUGGUGGACUUUAGGAAAAGAAUGUCCGCGUAUUUGACGGAGAAAAUGGCGGGAGUAGCGCCGAAUUUAGCCAGUUUGAUCGGGGAUCAGGUCGGCGCCAGAUUAAUAGCGCACGCCGGAUCGCUCACUAAUUUAGCAAAGGCACCGGCGUCUACCGUUCAAAUAUUGGGCGCUGAGAAGGCCUUGUUUAGAGCGUUGAAAAGCCGUGGAAAGCAGAAUACGCCGAAAUACGGACUUCUGUUCCACUCUACGUUCAUCGGUCGCGCCGGCAAGAAUAAUAAGGGUAGAAUUGCGAGGUACCUGGCGAACAAAUGUUCCAUUGCCUCUAGAAUCGAUUGUUUCGCGGAGACACCGACGAAGAUAUUCGGUGAAAAAUUACGUCAGCAAGUAGAGGAGAGACUAAUCUUCUACUCAGAUGGCAACAGUAUACCGAAGAAGAAUCUGGAGGUGAUGAGAGAGGCACUGGAGGAAACUGCACAAAUGUUGGCUGCUCAGAAAAAAGAAGCGAAGGAGAAGAAAAAGAAACAUGAUAAAAAGAGGAAACAUGAUACACUCGAAAAUGAUACGCAAGAAAAUGAUACACAUGAAAAUGGCCACAUCGAAAACGGCGAAGUGAAUACGUCAUUGCAGAAAAAGAAAAAAAAGAAAAAAUCGAAAUCAAAUGACGAAUAAAAAAUUGCUUUCUAUACAUAUAUAUACAUGUAUAUAUAGGGUGUCCAGAAAAUUGCCCGCAAUACUUCGGAAAGGGAUUUGGGAAAGGAAAGAAAAAAAGCUAUAUAAACAUAGGCGAUUUUCUGGAUAUCCUGUAUAAAAAGACACUAUUUGCAUACUAUUUGCAUUUUUUCUUUGUAUCAAAAUUGUUAUUUAGCAGUGACGAGUUUCUGUAUUCUCUGCAGAUUUAUACAUUACAAUUGCAAAUACUUAUAGUCUUUUUACAACAAUACAAGAAUAUACGAAAAUAUAGAAAUUUUUAAUGAACAAACUCCUUCUAUGUAACAUUUAUAUUUCUGUUUGUAUUUUUAUAUAUUUUUGUAUCACUGUAAAAAGACACUGUAUUACAAAAGACGCUGUAAGAAUAUACCUAUAUUCUAAGGAAAUAAUAAAAUGACGUAAAAUUUACGAACAGAACAGAAAGAUAA